GGCUGCUGGUGAGCCUGGUAGGGAGCUCCGCUUCUCCGGCUGCUCGAGUUAAAGUUUAUGGUUAAAGUAACCGGUUAGCGAAGCCCCGCCGCGGUGACUGGAUAUAUCGGCGAAUUCCUGCUUCAGUCCGUUUAACGGGAUGUUUGCGGUGUUUUUCUGUUAGAGACUUCUUUAAAACGAAGCUUUGAGAUUUUUUCUCCGAGGUGAGCGAGUCCUGCGCGAGAGAAAGCAGCCUGUAGUAAGGUUCACACAAGCCACUUUAUCAUAACUCGGAGAGGUCCGGAAGACACCCUUGGAUCACACACACAUCCACACACACUCACUCACACACACACUCACCCAGCAUCAAACCCAUCCCACCACUGCACUCUGGAAUCCAGGAUCUGUGACUUUCUAUACUUUUUCGCUGCGACGGUGUUCCGCUCCACUCAGAAGACUCAUUGGAUAACAACUUUUUUUUUUUCCACAUUUUUUUCUUAAGUAAAAAAAAAAAAAAAAAAACUCAGGAAACUUGAACAUCCCCCCCCCAGCUUUCUGGACUUUGUAACGGAUCUAACUGGGAUCAUUGUGUUUAUUAUGCACUUCAAUGGCUGCCAGUGGCUCAGUGGCUAGAAUGGGGGAUGAGGAGAAUUCCGUUCAUGUUUGCUACAGGAUGGAGGCCUCUUGUCUGGAGCUGGCUCUGGAAGGGGAGCGCCUCUGUAAAGUGGGUGAUUACAGUGGAGGGGUGUCGUUUUUUGAGGCUGCCAUACAAGUGGGCACUGAGGACUUGCAGGUGCUGAGCGCCAUCUACAGCCAACUGGGCAAUGCCUACUUCCAUCUGCACAACUAUACCAAGGCUCUGGAGUUUCACCAUCAUGACCUAACACUAACCAGGACAAUGGGUGACCUGCUAGGUGAGGCUAAAGCCAGCGGUAACCUGGGGAACACUCUGAAGGCAUUAGGGCGCUUUGACGAAGCUGUGGUAUUCUGUCAGAGGCAUCUGGACAUCAGCAAAGAUGCUGGAGACAAGAUGGGGCAGGCCAGAGCUCUGUAUAACUUCGGGAAUGUGUAUCACGCUAAAGGAAAGAAUGCCUGCACCAACGAUUCAGAACCUGGAAACUUCCCAGAGGAAGUCAGCACUGCACUCGCAAAGGCUGCAGAGUACUACGAGGGAAAUCUGUGCAUCGUGAAGGAGCUUGGAGAUCGUGCAGCUCAGGGGCGCACUUGUGGAAACCUGGGAAACACUCAUUACCUGCUCGGCAACUUCCGCAGUGCCGUUUCAUCCCACCAACAGCGACUCCUUAUUGCUAAAGAGUUUGGUGAUCGGCCCGCGGAAAGGCGGGCUUACUGUAAUUUAGGAAACGCCUACAUCUUCCUCGGGGAGUUUGAUAAAGCUGCUGAGCACUACAAGAGAGCUCUGCAGUUGGCGAGGCAGCUAAAGGAUCGGGCAGUGGAGGCUCAGACUUGCUACAGUCUGGGCAACACCUAUACAUUACUGCAGGACUAUGAAAGGGCUAUCGACUAUCACCUCAAACAUCUCAUUAUUGCUCAGGACCUCAACGACAGGAUUGGUGAAGGCCGUGCUUGCUGGAGUUUAGGUAAUGCUCACACAGCGCUGGGGAAUCACGAUCAGGCCAUGCAGUUCGCAGAGAGACAUCUGGAAAUUUCUAAAGAGACUGGAGACCGCAGCGGUGAGCUCACUGCCCGUAUGAACGUGUCUGACCUCCAGAUGGUCCUCGGCCUCAGCUACAGCACCAACAACUCUGUCUUAUCAGAGAACAAAGAAAUUGACUAUAAUCUGCACGGAGCAAGACCCAGGACAGGCAGACGGCAUAGCAUGGAGAACCUGGAGCUGAUGAAACUUACACCAGACAAGCUAAACGGUCAGAAGUGGGGCAGUGAAGUUCUGUGUAAGCAGUCGAAGCCCACACUGACGAAGUCCUCUUCUAAACUGUUCUUCGUAAACCGUCUGCGGGGUAAGAAGGGAAAAAACGGCUCCACAAAAGUUCUGCAGGACACCAGCAACACACAGGAGACCCCUCAGAACCAGCCUGCACAAAAACGUGCCAGUGUAGAUAUGCUGGGUGAUGAGGGCUUCUUUGACCUGCUGAGCCGUUUCCAGGGCAACAGGAUGGAUGAUCAGCGCUGCUCUAUUCAGACGGGGCGGGGUCGCCAGGCCAGUGCCGUCUCUAGCUCCUCCUCUUCUGCUUCUUCCAGUCCUCCAACAAGCAUGAAGAAAUCUUACUCUGAGUCUGCAGUGUCGCCUGGGCAGGAGGCGUUUUUCGGGGCUCUGGCGAAUGCUCAGGGCCGAAGGUUAGAAGACCAGAGAGCCGUGGGGAGUUUACCUGGACUGCGGAGCCUCCAAUCCAGCCAAAGCUGCAGCAACAGACAGGCCGUCCUCAACCAGCUAAUGGCCAAUGAGGACGCUUCAGAACCGGAUGAGCAGUUCUUCGACAUGCUGGUGAAGUGCCAGGGCUCUCGUUUAAACGAUCAGAGGUGUGCCCCUCCUGCGCCAGCCCGCGGCCCCACUGUCCCGGAUGAGGACUUCUUCAGCCUCAUCCUCCGCUCUCAGGCCAAGAGAAUGGACGAGCAGAGAGUCACGUUACCGUCCACACACGCAGCACGAGCACUGUGCAAAUAAAUCUGUGUACAAUCUAUAGUCAGUCUAUCUGUAUAUAUAAUGUGUAUAAGUCAGACACCAGGAACCACCCAAGAGUCUGAAUCAGAAUUAAUUCGGUGCUCAAGAUGGCAGCUAUCAGUAUAAUGGAGGAGUAAGGUUUCAGGGAGGUAUGUCAUUAAACAAAAUGUUAAUAAUGAUCAAUCUAACAUUCUGUAUCUUCACACUACUGGUUUCUGACACACAGUGUGUUUAAAUAUACUCCAUGCACUGAACAGUCAAAAAAAAAACACAUCUGCAGGUUUAGUAUACAUAAUCUACUGAGCUCUACUCUGGUCCAGAGUUACCCAGUCUUGGUUCUGGAGUGCUUCUGCAACGCACAUCUUUGUUCCCUCCUCACUCUCAACACUAGUGACUCAACUCAGGAGUUUUUUCAUGAGUUUAAUGUGAGUUAGGCUUAACUAGUACAGCAAAUACAGCUUCUCUCUGUUUUAGUUCUUUUCAAAAGAUCUGCUCUUUAAUCAAGGAACUAACAGUGUUGGGCAGGGCUCCUUAUUCCCAAUCUAAAACCCUGCACCUUCCUACCUAAUCUCACACACCUGAUCCAGGUAAUUAAGGUUUUUAGGGACCUGUAAACAUGCUAGACCAGGGUUGGGCAAUUCCAGGCAAAGAGAGCCAGAUUCCUGAAGAACUAUGUAUUAAUUUACAAGUGAUGCAAACAGUAUUUCCCAGUUUUUUUACACCACUCUCUUUUUUGCAGCCCUUAAGCAAAAAAAUAUAUAUAAUCCACUACUGCCCAAGACUGGAUUUCAGUUCUGCAAUGUUUUAUAUUUAUCCCCAACAGUACUUAGGACUGGAGUUUUAGCUCCUGGAAUUCUGGAAAUGCAUUUACUUCAUAUUUUAAUGAAGUGUUAUUUUGGAAUAUAGUUGCGUUUGGAAUAUAAUGCCAGUUGCGAGUAAUGGCAUUGUAUUUUUACCUUGUAAAAAAAGAAUAUUAAGCACAUUUUUUUAGCUUAUUUAGCAUGAAUGUUUAAGACAGUAGCAAUGGAUUGUGUGUGUUAAGUUUUAUUUGUAUUUAUGUUUUUAUUUCUUUUAUCAUGAAGAGGAGUGCAUGUGUAUAGGAUGAAUGACUUGCCACGGUAGGAAAUAACAUUUAUUUUACAUAAGCUGUUUUAGUUAGAACCGGUACAAUGUAGUGUAUAUAAAUUUGUUUUUGUAAUUAUGUUUGUUUGGAUGUCAGGAUUCUGAGCACAGGGGAAAAUGGGAAGAAUUAUUGUUUUUGUUUGUUUGUAAGAAAAUCUGUGGGGUUAUGCAGUUAUUUUUAACAAUUUAUUGUGAUUUGUACAUUUCAAUACAAGAGCACUGUACAGACCUAA
Astyanax mexicanus (Mexican tetra) is the source of this 3972-nucleotide messenger RNA. It is a transcript of the gene gpsm2, whose product is annotated as G protein signaling modulator 2. Gene Ontology annotation, molecular function: GTPase regulator activity; protein binding. NCBI's taxonomy places the organism in Eukaryota, Metazoa, Chordata, Actinopteri, Characiformes, Acestrorhamphidae. The record is from RefSeq and is a predicted model, not a curated record. The transcript has 16 exons. Bases 587 to 2620 code for a protein of 677 amino acids.